GCUCCCCUCCCUUCCCUAACUCCCCUCCCUUCCUCUCCUGCUCUUUCUGCCGCCUCUGCUGCAGUGCUACCUUGUAACGCAGCCUGUCAAUGGAGCUCGAAAACAUUGUGGCCAACACGGUUCUGCUAAAAGCCCGAGAAGGAGGUGGAGGAAAGCGCAAGGGAAAAAGCAAAAAGUGGAAAGAUAUAUUGAAAUUUCCACACAUAAGUCAGUGUGAGGACCUGAGAAGAAAUACAGAGAAAGAUUAUCAUAACUUGUGUGAGAAACAGCCGAUUGGGAGGCUUCUCUUCCGCCAAUUCUGCGAAGCUCAGCCAGAGCUGGAAUGCCUCAUUCACUUUUUGGAUGCUGUGGCCGAGUAUGAGGUCACACCUGAUGAAAAACUAGGAGAGAAAGGAAAAGAAAUUCUUGUCAAAUACCUCACCCCAGAGUCCCCAGUUUUUGUCUCUGAAGUUGGUCAAGACAUUGUUCACCAAAUGGAGGAAAAGUUGGUGAUCAGCCCAUUCAAAGAGCUUUUUUGUCACUGUGCAAAAUCUGUCCAUGACUACCUGAGCGGCGAACCCUUUCAGAGCUACCUGAGCAGUAUGUAUUAUGACCGCUUCCUGCAAUGGAGAUGGCUAGAAAGACAGCCUGUAACGAAGAAUACUUUCCGGCAGUACAGGGUUCUUGGCAAAGGGGGUUUCGGGGAGGUGUGCGCGUGUCAGGUCCGAGCCACAGGGAAGAUGUAUGCCUGUAAAAGGCUAGAGAAGAAGAGAAUCAAGAAGCGGAAAGGUGAAUCAAUGGCACUGAAUGAGAAGCAAAUAUUAGAGAAAGUCACCAGCAGAUUUGUGGUAAAUUUGGCGUAUGCAUAUGAGACAAAGGAUGCCCUGUGCCUGGUUCUGACAUUAAUGAACGGUGGUGACCUCAAAUUCCACAUUUAUAACAUGGGAAACCCAGGCUUUCAAGAGGAGAGGGCUUCAUUUUAUGCUGCCGAAAUACUGUGUGGGCUGGGAGACCUGCACCGGGAGAACAUUGUGUACAGAGAUCUGAAACCAGAAAACAUUUUGUUAGACGAUUAUGGUCAUAUAAGAAUAUCAGAUUUGGGUCUAGCUGUAAAAAUCCCAGAGGGAGAGACAAUUCGGGGCCGGGUUGGGACAGUUGGGUACAUGGCCCCCGAGGUUCUGAAUAACCUACGUUAUUCCUUCAGCCCGGAUUACUGGGGACUGGGCUGCCUGAUUUAUGAGAUGAUUGCAGGGCAGUCUCCAUUUCGGGGCAGGAAGGAGAAAGUUAAGCGAGAGGAAGUGGACAGACGAGUUCUGGAGACAGAGGAAGUCUAUACUACAAAGUUUUCUGAAGAGGCUAAAUCUGUGUGUAACAUGCUACUCACCAAAGAUGUGAAGCAAAGACUGGGGUGCCAGGAUGGGAGGACGGCGGACGUAAAGCGACACCCCUUCUUCAGAGCUAUAAACUUCAAGCGAUUAGAAGCAGGAAUUAUGGAUCCCCCUUUCAUCCCUGAUCCUCGUGCGGUGUACUGUAAAGAUGUCUUGGACAUAGAACAGUUCUCCACAGUUAAAGGUGUCAACUUGGACCAAACAGAUGAUGAUUUCUACACAAAGUUUUCCACUGGCUCUGUAUCCAUCCCCUGGCAAAAUGAGAUGGUAGAGACAGAAUGCUUUAAGGAGCUCAACCUUUUCGGGCCAAAUGGUACGCUCUCUCCUGAUCUGAACAGGAGUCAUCCGCCAGAACCACCAAAAAAAAGUUUGCUUCAUCGUAUCUUUAAACGUCAGCACCAAAAUAAUUCCAACCUCUCGCUGGGGAACAAGUCCUCUUUAAACCAUCACAUGAACGCUAACCACGUCAGUUCCAACUCUACUGGGAGCAGCUAGUGAUACUCAAUCACCAGUGAGAGAAACAUCAUGUGGUCUGAUGACCCUCCUCCGCUACUGAUAGCGAGAGAGAGGGAGAGAGAAAAGGGGAAAAUAAAGGAGGAGAGCCAGGAAUCUCACUGCCGGCUUUCACAAGGAGAAGUCUGUGUAUUUGUGUUAGAUGGGACUGAUCAAGGGGAGAGUUUAUUUUCUCUCUCUUACAGUAAUGCCUCACAAAGGAUGGAGUAAAACGUUUGCUCAGGUCUGUGCUCGGGUGAGGGGAGCACGCGUCCCCCUUUUGCGACUGGUGUGGAAUACAAAAAAAUAAAUAAACAUAUCUCCCAUCUCCUUACAACUUUGCAAUAGGAACAUUGCUGCCUGCAUGAAACAAGAUUAACAAAGCACCAUACAUAAGGAGAACAGUCCACCCUUGGUCCUAACAUUGCCAUUGCUGCACCCCACCCCAUUUCCUCCCCAGUCCAGAAGGAUUUGCAGAGCAUCUCGCCCUUCCGGCCUCACACUUGUACGUUUUCUUUUUGUUUGUUUUUUAACAAAUGACAAAAAAAAAAAGAAAAAUAUUUUUUUGUAAAUGAUUUGUCUGUGUUUACAUUUUUUCCCCAAAAUUUGUAUUUUGGGUUCAAUACCCUGCAGAAGAGCGCUUAGAACAGUGAAAGUGAGAAAGGUGUUCAGAGUACGCUGAAGAUAUACUGUGGACCUUUGCUUUAAAACUUUGCUUGCCAGAAAUGUGUUUCAGGCUCACCCUGGUGGUAAAAGGGAUUAAUAUUGUAACAUUGGUACUUGCUCCAGUACUCAAAUAGAUUGGUAUUCACUGUGUCUCGGGGGACCAGAGGGGUUAAAGAUCUUAUGAAACUAUUGGUUAGGGGCAAAAGAGGAAUAUUUGCAGAGUUCGUGUUUCCUGGCUAUGGCACUUAGAUCUAGUGUUUUUAAAGCAUUUAUUCCACUUUGUAAACACCCCUACAUUGUCUUUUUUGCACUUAAAAUAAUUUGUCAAGGAACCAGUGAGCCUUUUAAAGAUGUUUAAUUGCUAUAUUGUACAUUGAGAUGAUCUAAAUUGCACAGCAGGGACUAUGCUAUAGCACCAUAUAGUGAUUAUUUGCCCUUAAAAGCUGACAAUCUGUUGCUAUGAUGGGACACAGGCAAUUGAUUAGUGCUCUGUCAAACAUUCCAAAGCUUGGAGGCAUCAACUACUUGAAUUUCGUAACCAAAAUCUCUUUAUGAAAUGUUGAUGGAACUAUCCAAUGAAAUACAGAUUUAAUUCAAGCUGUCCAAAAUGUGUCUGUUGUCCCUUUAUCGGUCUUACAACGUGAAAAACUUACAUCUGUAAUAUGUAUUCUGUUUGAAAAAUUGCACAUUUCUCUCUAUACAAUGUUUUGAUUCAUUCUGUAACUGAUGUUUUGCUAAUGUAGGAAUCUAUUUGCAACCACUCUCUGAUCUAUCUAUUGUGCCAAACUGUUGAAUUACUCUUGUACAAUCACUCUGCUGCUCAUGCGCUUGAUGCAACAGCUAAAACAUUUGAGUGUUUUAAAGAUUACUGAGGUAGCACCUAAUCUAUAUUUUUAUGAUUUUACAGAAUAUUAAGUCUGGUUAGAUUUGCAGAAUGCAAAAAUGCUUAAACAUUAUUAAAUGGAAGCCAUCCAUCACUGCCAGUUCAUAAGGGCUUACAUGUAUGAUUGCCAUGAUAACAAUUUGCCUUUUUUUUGUUACCAAAUGUAUUUUUAUACAUAAUUAUAUAUACAGUGUUUAAUGUACACCAUAUUGCAAAGCUUUAAAAUUACCAGAAAUCUUUGUACCUUCCACAAAGAAAACAGAAUGAGGCCAUGCAGGGGUUUAUCCUGAGCUCUGUGUUGCCAAUGUAAUGCAUACUGCAAGGGCACUUUUUUCACAACUGUAAAGAUCCAAACAUUCAAUUGAAUAACAUCAUACAUUCAUUAAAUGUGAAUGUAUAAUUGCACUACAUGCCAAGCCAUGUUAUUAGAAAGUCAUAGGGAUAAUUUAAGUAGGAAACAAGUGAGUUCUUGUUCAAUCCUGUAUAUAUAAAAUCACAGACUCCUGAAAAUGAUUAUUCGAUCAAGGCCACCUGAGUACAAUCUACUCUAAAGUAGGAAAACCUAUGCAUCAGGGGUUUAAAGUCAAAUGGAAAAUUGAUCCUCAAUGCAGGGAUUUAUUCACUUCAAUUUUUAUCUGACAAUAAGGCUUUAUUUACUAGUUCCUGGCCACUAAGCCACACCUGUACCCUAGAAUUAAGGGUUAAUCUCAUAGGUUACCAAAACGUUUUUUUUUUUUUUUUUACAGGUUAGUGGAUGAUGAUUCUACUUGUUUUAAUAAUUGGCCCUUUAUCAAUUUGCUGUAAAAUCACUUUAUCCUUUAAGAGAAAACAUUUGCCCUAUACAUUUGGAGUAGUUAUUUUUCCAGCAGUGGGUGAUGGUUUUACAGCCUAUUGAAUUAGGGCCAUUACGGGGCUCACUGGUUUCUCGCCAUGUUUUAAAAUGUAGUAAACUCUUCCAAAUGCCACCCACAUGCUAAAGUUAUAGGGGUGUAAUUUUGUUUUGUGCGUUUUCUGUUCGUCUUUCUUUUCUUGUUUUUAUUAAAUGUUACCAGAAAACUA
Messenger RNA from Bombina bombina (fire-bellied toad), 4467 nucleotides. RefSeq names its product G protein-coupled receptor kinase 5 (gene GRK5). The coding region runs from base 90 to 1862 and encodes 590 amino acids. Gene Ontology annotation, biological process: regulation of signal transduction; protein phosphorylation; signal transduction. Gene Ontology annotation, cellular component: cytoplasm. Gene Ontology annotation, molecular function: G protein-coupled receptor kinase activity; ATP binding. The record is from RefSeq and is a predicted model, not a curated record. The transcript has 16 exons. Lineage: Eukaryota; Metazoa; Chordata; Amphibia; Anura; Bombinatoridae.